This is a messenger RNA of Paramisgurnus dabryanus, 3575 nucleotides long. RefSeq names its product ST14 transmembrane serine protease matriptase a (gene st14a). Gene Ontology annotation, biological process: proteolysis. The record is from RefSeq and is a predicted model, not a curated record. NCBI's taxonomy places the organism in Eukaryota, Metazoa, Chordata, Actinopteri, Cypriniformes, Cobitidae. Gene Ontology annotation, molecular function: serine-type endopeptidase activity; protein binding.
ACCCGGGUGAGUCACCGCCGUACUAGAAACAAAUACCGAUACCAGCCCUAAACCUUCACUCCAACCUUUAAAAUUCAUCUUAAAGCUACGUUAGAAGACGAAAGGACGAAUUACUUUAAAUUUACUUUAAUGUUCGUAAGUAAUUUUAUAUCAGAGUGGUUUUAUUAGCGCGUGUUAUUUUUAGUAAGUGUUCACCUGCUGUAGUAGAGUAUCGCUCUAGUCGUCACUCCCAAUUGUACCCGCCCGGAAAUAUAUUCUCUCACCUCACAGUUCACAAUUGCUCGACUCGUUUUGUUAGCAGAAGUAAAACUUUGAAAAACAAAAGGGUUUGUUUUUAUACACUACUGCUGGUGGUCUCAGACAUGGACCCAAUGGAUGGAGGAAUGCGUUACACUCCCAGAUCUUCGGGCAAAGAGUGGGAGCAGACUGUCACAUUUUUACCCGCAUCAGACAACAAAAAGCUAGAAAAGAAAAGGGGCCCAGGAAAGAUUGGGAUCAUUGUUGGUUUGGUGAUAUUGGCGGCUGUUUUGGCUUUGAUCAUAGGACUGUCGGUCUGGCAUUUCCACUUCCGAAAGGAUUUGAGGAAUCAGAAGAUUUACACUGGGUCCCUUAGGAUAACCAAUGAAGCUUUUGUGGACGCGUAUGAAAAUUCAGAUAGCCCAGAGUUUAAACGCUUGGCAGACCAAGUAAAUGCUCAGCUGAAAACAAUGUAUUCACAGUCUUCAGACCUGGCUAAAUAUUACGUUGGUUCUAAAGUGACAGCCUUCAGUGAGGGCAGUGUAAUAGCUUGGUAUGAGUCAGAGUUUAAUGUUCCAGUGGGCCAGGAUGGAGCAGUGGAUGAGGCGAUGAACAGUUUAAGUAACAAGUACAGCACUCAAUUUCGUCGUUUUGGAAAUAAUCCAGGUCCCCUGGAGGUUGACAAAGUUGCAUCCUCAGCUCUGGAUAUGCGUCUGUUGUCAAGAGCCAGAUCGGUUAUAAAAGACAGCAAGCACACCAGGGGUUUCUCUCAAGAGACCAUUAAAUCUCCUGGAUUCCCUGACACUGCGUAUCCUGCCAACACGUUAGCGCAGUGGGAGCUUCGAGGUGACCCAGAAUACGUCCUCAAGCUGAAAUUUGACAGCUUCAGACUGGAGCAAAACUGUGCAAACGAUUUUGUAAGGGUGUACGAUUCCCUGGUGCCAAUGGACAAGCAUUUGAUAGCAGAAAAAUGUGGCAUCUAUUCCCCAAGUGAGCUUCCAACCUUUAUCUCAUCCCGAAACGUUAUGCUGGUCACUAUGGUAACCAAUGAAGUUGGUAAUUUUCCUGGCUUCAGAGCCAUUAUAUCCCAGAUAAAGCGAGAUAGCCCAGAGGUCACAUGUAGUGGUAAAUUGACUGGCACCUCGGGCGCAUUCACAUCACCGAACUAUCCAAGUUAUUACUCUCCCAACACCACUUGUCAGUGGGACAUUGAGGUUCCUAGUGGAAAAUUUAUCAAGCUGAAAUUCCAGAAGUUUCUGGUGUCUACAGGGGGGGUGAACUCUUGCUCUGGAGACUAUGUGGAGGUGGUUGGUAAAAGUCGAUUGUGUGGACAGCAGCCACCUAAUAUGAUAACCAGCAACAGUAACAUGAUGACGGUUAAGUUCUUCUCCGAUUCUUCACGUGUAGAUCGAGGUUUUACAGCCACAUAUGAGGCCUUUGAGCCAUCUGACCCUUGCCCGGAUCAGUUUCAGUGUGAUAACAAACGCUGCGUGGGUAAAUCUAUGCGCUGCGACGGCUGGAACGAUUGCGGAGACAGCAGCGAUGAAAAAAAAUGCCAAUGUGACCCCAGUAUGAUUCAGUGCAAAAAUGGCUUCUGUAAGCCAAUGUUUUGGCAGUGUGAUGGCGUAGAUGACUGUGGAGAUAGGACUGAUGAAGAUAAUUGUGGAGGAUGUAAGAAUGGAGAGUUUAAGUGUGAGCAGUCGGAUCAGUGCGUCUCAGAGAAGAUGAAGUGUGAUGGUAAAGCUGACUGUAAGGACGGAUCGGAUGAGAAGGGUUGUGGAAGAGAUUCGACCUGUACAGUAUCAACAUUUGCUUGCGGCAAUGGCAAAUGUAUCACAAAACCAAAUCCUGUGUGUGACGGCCAAGACGAUUGCGGUGACAAGUCCGACGAGGCCAACUGCAAUUGUGGAAAGAAAGCAUUCAAGGUAUCUCGUAUUGUGGGCGGACAGGAUGCCGCAGAGGGUGAGUUCCCAUGGCAGGUCAGCCUUCACAUUAAAAACAUCGCACACGUUUGUGGUGCGUCGAUCAUCAGUGAACGCUGGAUCGUCACCGCUGCCCACUGCGUGCAAGAUGACCCCAAGAUCAGGUAUUCUCAGCCUGGCACAUGGGAGGCAUAUCUGGGUCUUCACUCACAGAAAUCGAAACAGAAUGCAGUGAGAAGAAACAUAAAACAAGUCAUCCCUCACCAGUACUACAACACCUACACAUUUGACAAUGACAUUGCCCUAAUGGAGCUGGAUUCACCAGUGACCUUCAGUGAUACCAUUCGGCCCGUUUGCCUGCCUGCUGCUGCUGAUGAGUUCCCUGCUGGAUCAACUGUCACCAUAACUGGCUGGGGUGCUACAAGAGAAGGAGGCUCUGCAGCAAAUGUGUUGCAAAAAGCGCAGGUUCGCGUCAUCAACAGCACAGUGUGCAAUAAACUAAUGAACAAUCAGAUAACAUCUCGCAUGACGUGCGCUGGCGUUCUGACAGGAGGAGUGGAUGCUUGCCAGGGUGACUCAGGUGGCCCUAUGAUCUCUUACAUGAACGAACGGAUGUACUUGGCUGGAGUCGUGAGCUGGGGUGACGGUUGCGCUCGUAGAGACAAGCCGGGAAUCUACACAGCCGUCCCAAAAUUCCGGGGGUGGAUCAAAGAGAAAACAGGAGUGUAAUUUGGUGAUUUUUAUGGUGGACUGAGAAAAUUUCUGGACUGUUUUGGCAUCUCAGAUAUGUUAAUAUUUACAGUCACCAGAUUAAGCCAGUAUAGGCCGGCUAAUUCAUUAGCAUGGUCAAUCCUGUCUUGUUCCUGGUUGACUGGUGGACUUUUUACCUGUAUUUUGCAUUUGUCCAAAAGCUGUUUUAAAUAUUUGUAUAUUUUAUAAGGAGAGGUAUAAGGGAUUUAUCUUUGAAUGUGUAAAUAAAUAUCUUAUUUUCUCUUUUAAAAUAUUUGUUGUUUUUAGUGACUACAGUCUUUAAGUGAAGUGAAGCUUUGUAUUAUGUGUGGAUGAUUUUGUUUUUGUGUGGGUCGUUCAUUGUUUAUUUUGGGACAUGGACUUUUCUGAUUCAUACACCGUGAAAUGUGAACAUUUACAGUGUGCUUUUCUGGCUUUUGUUGCAGUUUCACAUUUUAAUGUGACGGUUUUUAACACGAGUUGCAAAAUGUACAUGCUUUAAUGUGCCGUGACUUAAAACUAUGUUUUAGGCACACAUAGAAACACUUGAAAGGAGCUCGCUUUUUGUAUGUGACAAUUUAAUAAUGAAUUUCCAAGCAAUGCAUUGUUUAUAUCCAUGAUUUCAUAGAUGAUUUAAGAAAUUUUUACAAUGAAAUAAAAUGUGUUUCUGGUCAAAAUUAUCCAAAA